Sesamum indicum (sesame) is the source of this 3130-nucleotide messenger RNA. Its product is annotated as cation/H(+) antiporter 15. The record is from RefSeq and is a predicted model, not a curated record. Gene Ontology annotation, molecular function: antiporter activity. Gene Ontology annotation, biological process: regulation of pH; proton transmembrane transport. NCBI's taxonomy places the organism in Eukaryota, Viridiplantae, Streptophyta, Magnoliopsida, Lamiales, Pedaliaceae. Gene Ontology annotation, cellular component: membrane; endomembrane system.
GAAAUGACAUUACGGUCACAUAAAACUCAGCCUGUCAUGUCUCCAUGUUUCCUCCUUUGUCUUUUCUUCAUUCCAAGAGGGAGGGGCAGUGUGGUCGAAACUCUGUGGCCGGCGGAGGAAGAAGAGUAGGCGGAGGAGGCACAUGAGGCGGCAGCAAUGGCAUACCAAACCAUGCCGACUGAUAUUGGCAAGCUCAACAGAACCAUUCUCUGCUAUGCCGAAUCCAUUUACAGGUUUAAUGGGCUCUGGGAAGGACCCGACCCAUUAACCCCCCUCAUCUCUCUCUUCCUCAUCCAGCUCACUGUCUCCAUGACCGUCGUCCACCUUCUUGUUUAUGCGCUACAAUUCUUCAACCAGCCACCUUUCGUUGCGGAAGUUCUUGGAGGAAUACUCCUGGGACCUUCUGCGCUGGGUAGAAUAAAAGCAUAUAGAAGGAUGAUGUUCCCAAAUUACUCUUUCAAAGUGUUGGAGCCAAUGGCACAUUUGUCCAUAGCAUAUUACGCAUUUCUAGUGGGAUUGAAGAUGGACGUAAGAGCAGUUAUGCGGACUGGACAAAAGACUAUGAAAGUUGCCAUUGCAGGAACAAUCAUCCCUUUCUUUUUCGGCUCAGGAGUAUACUUCAUUUUCGUAAAUGACAAAUCUGAAACGUUUGGUUUCAUUUUCUGGGGCGCUGCCCUUACUGUCACUGGUUUCUCUGUGCUAAUGAAAAUUCUAGACAGGCAGCAAAUCCUCCACACUGAGAUUGGAAAGACAGCAGUAGCCUCAGCCCUCGUCAAUGAUUUGUGCUCGUGGGGUUUCUUGGCACUUGGAUUUGCAGUAACAAGCUCUCCAACAAACAGUCCCUGGUCACUUAUCAGUACUAUUGCGUUUGUGCUGGUUUGUGUCUACCAUGUCCGACCCGCCCUCAAUUGGAUCAUCCAGAAAACAGAGGUGCAAGGAUACAGCGAGUUCUACAUAUGCUCGAUCCUUACUGGGGUGGCCCUGUCUGGGGUCAUCACCGAUGUAUGUGGAACUCAUCCAAUGAUUGGGGCCUUUAUUUUUGGGCUUGUGAUACCUAAUGAAGUGCUUGAAGCUACGAUCACGGACAAGCUGGAGGACUUUGUGAUGGGAAUUUUGAUGCCUGUCUACUUUGUUGUGUGUGGGGUGAGAACCAACAUUGAUGUCAUAUCGUACAACACCUCUUGGUGGCUAGCGGGGGUUGUUAUAGUUUUAGCCUGCAGCGUGAAGGUAUUCAGCACUCUUAUCAUCGCCCCUUUUGCUGAACUACCAAUCAGUGAUGCAUUCGCAGUCGGAUUGUUGAGCAAUGCCAAGAGCAUCAUGGUGUUGAUCAUUCUUGAAGCUGGCCAGAUACAAGGGGUCUUGAGCACACAGACUUACUCAUUGAUGGUGGUGGCAGUCCUGGUAAUGACAAUGGUCGUCACGCCCGCAGCAAUCUGGUUCCGUCCCGAGCAGAAUACAGAACCGUACAAGCGCCGGACGGUGCAGAAAGCUAAAUCAGAUGACGAGUUUCGGGUCCUUGCAUGCAUCUACAAUACACGGAAUGUCCCCACCAUCAUCAACCUCCUCAGGACUUCCAAUGCCAGCCCAAGAUCCCCAAUAAAUGUAUUCGCCCUCCAGCUAGUUGAGCUCGUGGGGCGUGCCACCAGCAUGAUGGUGGUCCACGAGCCUCGCUCCGCAGGCCCAAGGAACCCCAGCCACAUAGAGGCUCAAACAGACCAGAUUAUUGCCGCUUUUGACAACUAUGAGCUUCGAUCAGAAGGCGUCCAGACACAGGCAGUCACUGCCAGGUGCACCUACACCGCCAUGGCCAAUGAAAUCUGCAUCUUUGCCAGGGAGAAGCGGUCAGCGUUCAUAAUCAUCCCAUUCCACAAGCUGCGAACUCUAGAUGGGGAAAUGAUAGACAUUAAUCCCUCCCUCCAGUGUGUUAAUGAAGGCGUACUCGAAGAUGCAUCUUGUUCUGUGGGAAUACUGAUUGACAGAGGGUUUGCCGAGUCACAUGAUCAUGCAUCAAACAUUGUUGUCUUGUACUUCGGAGGCCCCGACGACCGGGAGGCAUUGGCUUAUGCAUGGAGGAUGGCUGAAAAUCCAGAUGUCAGACUAACAGUGCUAAGGUUCAUUCCAAGCACAGAUGCAUUGGAACUGAACCCUGUGGAACAGGAACCGACUGAUAAGAACCAUUUGAGUGUUGAAAUCGACAAGGACAGCGAAAUACUGCUGGAUGAUGAUUACCUGGGCAAGUUCAAGAUUACAACCAUGAAUAAUAAAUCAAUAAGCUACUGUGAGUUGGUGCUGAAUGACGAGGAAGAAACAAUUAAAGCCAUAAAAUCAAUGGAUGAACAGAAGUAUGAUCUUUACCUAGUAGGGAGAGGAAGAGGCAUGACUUCGCCGCUGACAUCAGGACUAGCCGACUGGUGCGACUGCCCGGAGCUGGGCCCAAUUGGUGAUCUUUUGGUGACAUCAGAAUUUGAGUCUUUAUUUUCGGUGCUCGUAGUGCAGCAAUACGAUAACAUAAAUAAGAUGAAGGAAGGAUCGAUAAGGUCUGCAAGCUCAGUGAACUACGGCGAGGAGUUCGCAACGAGACCGUCUGUGUCUGAGAGUGAGGGCUUUGAAUCUUUUAGUAGUUUCAAGAAGUGGGAUCCUGACAAUUGAUUAAUGCUUAUGACAGAACAUCAGGCUCAAUCUCCUCAAGCUUGCCUAGAGUAUUCACUCAUGUAUUGCCAAGCACAUCAACACAUAAAAUUAUAAAUCAGGCUUCAGGAUUCAAAGCAACACCCUAAUCAGCUCAGCUGCUUGAGAAUUCUUGCAAAAUCUUAAUGUGAUCACAAGUUAAUAUUACAGUGAAUCACUUCAGUCCCCAAAAAAACCACCAAGCGUAUGAUUCAUCAGACAGAUAAAUCAGCGCACUGUGGGGUAUAAUAGGCUAUUGCAGGGAGUUUGACAGUAAAAUUUGUUGCUGUUGAAGAUGUACAAUAACCAGAUUUUUUGCACUGUUCUUUUACAGUUCCCUCAGGAUAUCCUGUUCUUCAAAUCAGAAAAUCUUUAUUGUACAUUUUUGAGGAAUUUUUCAUAUAUAAAUUGUGUACUAAAAGUCACAAAAUACUACAAACGAAUAUGUAAUUUUGGCUCUGUA